AUGACAACCAUUUGCGAUCUCCCCGAAGAUGUCCUGGUGGAGCUGUUCUCGCUGCUCCCAGCCCGGGACCUGCUCUGCGCCUGCAGACUGGUCUGCACGCAGUGGCGGUACGUGGUGGAUUUGACCACCCUAUGGAAACGCAAGUGCCAGCGCGAGGGGUUCUAUAUUCAGAAUUUGGACAGAAGCAUCUCUGACUGGAAGGUCUUCUAUAUGCUCUGCAACUUGAAGAGAAACUUAAUCAAAAACCCCUGUGCUGAAGAGAACUUUCAGCACUGGAAACUUGAUAGCAAUGAUGGAGAUAAAUGGAAAAUUGAGGAUCUGCCUGGACCUCAUGGAAAAGAGAUUCCGGACCCCGAAGUACACAAAUACUUUGUCACUUCAUAUGGGCCGUGCUUCAAGUCUCAACUCAUUACCCUGCAGAAAGAAGGAUACUGGAAUCAGUUGAUGGAUGAGAAACGGCCUGAAAUUGUAGUCAAGGACUGGUAUGCUGCCAGAUUUGACUGUGGGUGUCGCUAUGAACUUACGGUGAGGCUGCUUUCUGAGGACUACAUUGUCCUUGAGGAGUUCUGCCCUGAGCCAGUGAUUAUAGAACAGUGGAAUGAUGCAAUGUGGAGAGAGAUUUCUCAUACCUUCCAGAAUUACCCAGCUGGAGUUCGUUACAUCUGGUUUCAGCACGGAGGCCAAGACACCCAGUUCUGGGCAGGAUGGUAUGGGAUCCGAGUGACAAACAGCAGCAUCACCAUUGGGCCCCUGACAUUGUUAUGAAGGCACAAUAUAUAAGUGUUUGCUUUUACCUCAGGACUGUAACCGGGUGGUCUCAGGUGCACUUAUUUGUCUGUACUCUCUGGAUGUGUGUCCUGGCUUUGUCUUGCACAGUUGGUCUUGCAUACAAGCAGCUAGUUCUCCUUAUUCACAGCAGAACUUCUGCAGGCCCAGCCCUUUAGAAGGACUUCUGUCUUCAUCUUUCAUCCUCCUGUACCAUGGAUGUUACUGCAAUUACUAGUGCCCUUCC
This is a messenger RNA of Balearica regulorum gibbericeps (East African grey crowned-crane), 1012 nucleotides long. Its product is annotated as F-box only protein 6. Gene Ontology annotation, cellular component: SCF ubiquitin ligase complex; cytoplasm. Gene Ontology annotation, molecular function: protein binding; ubiquitin protein ligase activity. The record is from RefSeq and is a predicted model, not a curated record. Gene Ontology annotation, biological process: glycoprotein catabolic process; SCF-dependent proteasomal ubiquitin-dependent protein catabolic process; ERAD pathway. NCBI's taxonomy places the organism in Eukaryota, Metazoa, Chordata, Aves, Gruiformes, Gruidae.